CUACAGCCCCAACAACUACAACAACUACAACUGCAGCUCAAACUACAACAGUUGCCCCAACAACUACAACAGUUGAACCAACAACUACAACUGAUGCCCCACCAAGCCCAACAACUACAACAGUUGAACCAACAACUACAACUGACGCCACAACAACUACAACUGCAGCUCCAACUACAACAGUUGAACCAACAACUACAACUACAGGCCCAACAACUACAACAGUUGAACCAACAACUACAACUGACGCCACAACAACUACAACUGCAGCUCCAACUACAACAGUUGCCCCAACAACUACAGCUACAGGCCCAACAACUACAACUGUUGCCCCAACAAUUACAACUGCAGCAGAAACAACUACAACAGUUGCCCCAACAACUACAGCUGCAACUACCACUGUUGCCCCAACAACUACAGCUGCAGCAGAAACAACUACAACUGCAGCAGAAACAACUGCAGCUGUUGCCCAAACAACCACAACUGCAGCAGAAACAACUACAGCUGUUGCCCCAACUACCACAACUGCAGCAGAAACAACUACAACUGUUGCCCCAACUACCACAACUGCAGCAGAAACAACUACAACUGCUGCCCAAACAACUACAACUCCAGCAGAAACAACUACAACUGACGCCCCAACAACUUCCCCAACAACUACAACUGAUGCCCCAACAACUACAACUACAGGCCCAACAACUACAACUGUUGCCCCAACAACUACAACUACAGGCCCAACAACUACAACUGUUGCCCCAACAACUACAACUGCAGCAGCAACAACUACAACUGCUGCCCCAACAACUACAACUAACGCCCCAACAAGUACAACUGCAGCUCCAACUACAACAGUUGCCCCAACAGCUACAACUACAGGUCCAACAACUACAAUUGCAGCAGCAACAACUACAAUUGUUGCCCCAACAACUACAACUGUUGAACCAACAACUAUAACUGUUGCCCCAA
This is a messenger RNA of Xiphophorus maculatus (southern platyfish), 966 nucleotides long. Its product is annotated as zinc finger protein 853-like. NCBI's taxonomy places the organism in Eukaryota, Metazoa, Chordata, Actinopteri, Cyprinodontiformes, Poeciliidae. The annotation marks the transcript as partial. The record is from RefSeq and is a predicted model, not a curated record. The transcript is spliced from 3 exons.